AUGCGCAGGUGGUGGGAGUCGAUUUCAAUUUUGGGGACGAUACUUUUGAUAUCGCCGGUAGAGACAAACGCCAUAAGGUUCGUGAUUGACAGAGAAGAAUGCUUCUCCCACAACGCUGAGUACGAGGCGGACACUGUCCAUCUCUCCUUCGUCGUCAUCAAGACCAAUUCCCCAUGGAAUUCCGGCAGGGAAGGUGUCGAUUUCAUCAUUAAAGGGCCACAAGGGGAUCUUUUCCAUGAAAUGUUGGGGAGAACAGAGGCCAAGUUCGAGUUCCAAGUCCAUGAGAAAGGGGUUUACCGCUUCUGUUUCUUUAACAAAUCUCCCUUCCAUGAGACCAUUGAUUUUGAUGUUCAUAUUGCCCACUUCACUUACUACGACCAGCCUGCUAAAAAUGAGCAUUUUGGGCCACUAAUGGAGCAGAUAACGAAAUUGGAGGAGGCCUUGUACAACAUCCAGUUCGAGCAACAUUGGCUGGAGUCUCAGACUGAACGCCAGGCAUUGGUGAAUGAUGACAUGAGCAAAAAAGCGAUGAACAAAGUGAUGAUCGAGUCAGCUGCUCUGAUAGGGGCGAGCUUCCUCCAAGUCUACCUUUUGAGGUGCUUGUUCGAACGCAAGCUUGGUAGCCACGCUAGGGUUUGA
This is a messenger RNA of Linum trigynum, 639 nucleotides long. The record is from the annotation of a GenBank genome assembly. Lineage: Eukaryota; Viridiplantae; Streptophyta; Magnoliopsida; Malpighiales; Linaceae.